This is a messenger RNA of Candida tropicalis MYA-3404, 1209 nucleotides long. RefSeq lists its product as uncharacterized. Lineage: Eukaryota; Fungi; Ascomycota; Pichiomycetes; Serinales; Debaryomycetaceae. The transcript has a single exon. Gene Ontology annotation, cellular component: cytoplasm. Gene Ontology annotation, biological process: protein ubiquitination. Gene Ontology annotation, molecular function: zinc ion binding; ubiquitin protein ligase activity. The record is from RefSeq and is a predicted model, not a curated record. The coding region runs from base 1 to 1209 and encodes 402 amino acids.
AUGGGCGACUUUAUGAUAAACCUCGAAUUUAUGGAUGAGAACACUUACAUCCGACCAUUCCUUGAAACCAUAUUCAAUUCAAAGAAAAAGAAACCAGCGUCAGAAGAAGCCAUAGCUAGUUUGGAGAAAGUUGACGUGUCGAAGUUGAAUGACAAAUUUUGUCUGAUUUGUUAUGAAGCCUUUGAUACCACCAAGAAGGCAAAUGAAAACAAUAAAACAACAAACUCAAGCAAUUUUGGUGAUAGACCAGAUGUCGCGAUUGAAAAUGACAAGGUGUUACUGGAGAAGCUUGCAUUAUAUGGAAUAUAUCAUGAACCAAUGGCUAAGACGGGAAAGUUCAACGAUCCACUGGUAUUUUUUCCAACUGAUCCAGGUAGUGCUUACUAUAGCCGUUUCCCACAAAGAAACCUUUCUACAUUAGAGGAUGUUACUAUGGAGGAUCAGUUUCCAGGAUAUGAAGAUAAGAGUUUUACUGAUAAGAAACUUAAUAAAUAUCAAAAUGAGGGCCAUAUAGCUGUCAAGAUGCCAGAAUGUGAACAUGUUUUUGGGUUACCGUGUAUUGUUGAAUGGUUGAAAUCCAACGUCAGCUGUCCAUUAUGCAGAAAGGAAGUUGAAGCCAAAAAUGAAAACCUGAAGAAAUCCAAAAGAGAAGCCAUAGAGCAACGUACACUAUCAAAUUUCAAUUCAAGAGAUGACAUGAUAGACCAUAUCGAAAACCAUUCCACUGAUAUAUUCAAUCCAUUUAGACGUCCAUUCAAUCCAAGAAUCACACCAAUUACUGAUUCUUAUAUGCGUCAAGAAUGGUCUUCACCUCAUUCUCAAUCAAGAGUAGGUGCCAUGGAUCCAGAGUUGGUAAUGCCUAGGAAAUUUCCCUUUGGCGAUCCGAUUGUGAGUAGAAGAACAAACACCUUCAGACCAGUAUCAAGAACAAUCAACCGAUUUAGCACUAAUGUUGCAAACCCAAGAUACAGAAACCCUAACAAUAAUGGUAACUCCACAAGUACUUCUACCAGCGCUUCAAACACCGCUGAAAGUGAUACUACUGGUGAUGUUGAAAAUAGAACAGCUCGAUUUGCUGACAAUGAUGAUGAUGAUAGAUCCGAAGAAAGAAGACGAAGAAGAAGAAGCGCUUCUAACGAUUCGUCACGAAGUGCAAGACGAGUUAACUUUUCACCUCAUACAACCAACAUUGAUGACUUACAUGAUUAG